AUGAGCAAGCAAGUAGCCGUCACUGGUGCUAGUGGAUUACUCGGAAGGGCAGUUGCUACCUACUUUGAACAACAUGGUGAUGAAGUCUUACAUCUCGCUUUCAGCCGUACAGACAAAAAAUCAAAUUACCUCAAACUUGAUUUUACCGACGAAGAAGCCGUAGGCAGAUUCUUUGCUUCUCAUCAGAUUGAUGGUGCAGCGGAAAGAAGACCCGAUGUUGCCGAAGCGCUCAACGUACAAAGUCCUCUUUUGCUCGCUACUUUUGCUAAGAAAUAUGGCUUCACUUUGAUUGUCAUCUCCACAGAUUACGUGUUUAAUGGGAAAAAUCCACCGUACGAGACGGAUUCUCCUACCGACCCUCUGAACGCAUACGGACAAUCUAAAGUAGAUGCGGAACAAGCUGUUCUCACUCAAAGAGAAGAAGGAGCUAAAGUCACCGUAUUGCGAGUUCCCAUUCUGUACGGACGAACGGAAUACAAUGCAGAGAGUGCGGUCAAUAUCAUACGUGAUGUGGUAGAAGAUCAAAGUGGGAAACAAUACAAGAUGGAUCAUGUUCAAAGACGUUAUCCUACCAAUGUUGAUGAUGUGGCUAGAGUAUUGUUUGAUCUCACCCAUCUGGGGAAACCACUCCCAUUCAUCGUACACUAUUGUUCCCCCUCUCCAGCGUUAUCGAAAUGGGAUAUGACCCAAAUAAUCGCCCGACAUCUUCAUCUACCCAUUUCACAUAUUACCCCAGAAACUGUCGUCCCACCCGGAGCUACUUCCAGACCUCAAGAUGCUCAAUUGAGCACUCGCAGUCUUCAAGAUAUAGGCGUGGACGUAGAUGAAGAAAUGUCUUUUGAUGAUUGGUGGAGAGAAUAUGUGAAGGCGUCUUAA
Messenger RNA from Tremella mesenterica DSM 1558, 876 nucleotides. RefSeq lists its product as uncharacterized. Bases 1 to 876 code for a protein of 291 amino acids. Gene Ontology annotation, biological process: S-adenosylmethionine biosynthetic process. Gene Ontology annotation, molecular function: methionine adenosyltransferase regulator activity. The transcript is spliced from 9 exons. Gene Ontology annotation, cellular component: methionine adenosyltransferase complex. The record is from RefSeq and is a predicted model, not a curated record. Lineage: Eukaryota; Fungi; Basidiomycota; Tremellomycetes; Tremellales; Tremellaceae.